Molecule: messenger RNA, 843 nt
Organism: Chaetura pelagica (chimney swift)
Lineage: Eukaryota; Metazoa; Chordata; Aves; Apodiformes; Apodidae
Gene: PDAP1
Product: PDGFA associated protein 1
Exons: 6
Coding region: 1-555 (184 amino acids)
Cellular component (GO): cytosol
Molecular function (GO): RNA binding
Source: RefSeq, a predicted model, not a curated record
AUGUCACGUGCUGGGCCGGGAGGUAGAAAAGGAGGCCACAAAGGCCGGGCAAGGCAGUACACAAGUCCUGAAGAGAUUGAUGCCCAGCUCCAAGCAGAAAAGCAGAAGGCAAGGGAAGAAGAGGAGCAAGAAGAAGGAGGUGAAGGAGCAACAGGGGACCCUAAAAAGGAGAAGAAGUCUUUAGAUUCAGAUGAGAGUGAUGAAGAUGAUGAUGAUUACCAGCAAAAGCGCAAGGGAGUGGAGGGGUUGAUAGACAUCGAGAAUCCCAACCGUGUCAUUCAGACAACCAAGAAAGUCACUCAGCUGGACCUGGAUGGACCUAAGGAGCUCUCCCGACGAGAGCGGGAGGAAAUAGAGAAACAAAAAGCAAAAGAAAGGUACAUGAAGAUGCACCUUGCUGGGAAGACAGAGCAGGCCAAGGCAGAUCUGGCCCGAUUAGCCAUCAUCCGGAAGCAAAGGGAAGAAGCUGCCAGAAAGAAAGAAGAAGAAAGAAAAGCAAAAGACGAAGCGGCCAUGGCAGGUAAAAGACUGCAGACCCUGUCCCUUAACAAGUAAGCACAGGACAUGCCAGAGGAGGAAACACCAGGGAACUGUGCCUGGUGCCUGCCAGGAACUCUGUCCUGUUGCAUCCCAUCCCUGCCACGUCGGGUGUACUGCCAAGUCACCUCCACCUCCAAGAGACACCGACGACGUGUUUGUCUUCAUCCUGGCACAGAUUCCCAGUGGGGUUGGGGCAGCUGCUGCCCUGGGCACAGGGCUGUGCUGAGCAGCCACUCUCUAUAACAGUUUGGAAACCUGAAUGUUUUUUGCUGUUUUUGGGGUUCAGAACUCCUAGGUGGGGGG